Saprolegnia diclina VS20 is the source of this 1947-nucleotide messenger RNA. RefSeq lists its product as hypothetical. The record is from RefSeq and is a predicted model, not a curated record. NCBI's taxonomy places the organism in Eukaryota, Oomycota, Saprolegniomycetes, Saprolegniales, Saprolegniaceae. The coding region runs from base 23 to 1576 and encodes 517 amino acids. The transcript is spliced from 8 exons.
CUCGACGAGGUGAGCAAGCAAGAUGAACCGCGACUACGUGGACGACGACGGCGCGGAAGAGGUCUCUCGCCCCGAGCGCGUCCACGACGCCAUGCACCGCGUACUACCGGCGACGACCAAGAGCGCAGCCGUCGACGAGAGCGACCCGGCCGCCGAGGAGCUCGACGACGAGCUCCAGCAGACGACCCGAGCCGUUGUCAAGCCACAGGAGCUCUACAUCGACGUCCACGCGGACCGUCCGAACACCGCGCCGUUGUCGCCGCCACCGCCGCCUCGGGACGUGUACUUGAACGCGUCGCUGCAGCUGUUGCAUCAGCAAAGCGACAUGCGCCAGCGCCUCCGCGGGCUCUGGUUCCUCGCGCAGCGCCUGCGCUGGGACAACCACAUGGACGCCCACGCAAUGGAGCACCUUCGCGCCGACCUUCUCACAACGAUGAAGAGCCUCGGCAUUGAAAAACAAGACGGCGAUCGCGUGCGCAAGACCGGGCACCUCGUGCUUCUCGAACCCAGCGUGCGGUCGGGCCCGCCGCCCCGCGUCUACUGCACGCUCUUUGAAGACGAGAGCAAGCUCGAGCUUGUGCUGCCGCGCGCCCCGACGACUCCCACCAGCAGUAGCUCGUUCCGGGAUUCGUUCACAAGCCUUUCCAAGCUCUCGUCGUCGCUCGCGUGGCUGCUCCACGACGACCCGGACGACCACGACUGCCUUCGCAUCCCGCUGUACGGCGCGCAGGUGCAUGCGACGUCGGCCGAAGCAAUGGAGUUCCGUCUCGACGUGCUCCACAAGACGUCCGACGCGAUCGCUACGCGGAGCUUUUACCUGCGGGCCGAGACCGACGAAGAGUACAUUGGCUGGAUGGUCGCGCUCGAAGCCGUCGCGCGCUACGACCUCUUCCAGCUCCAAGCGUCCAUGCGCCGCAUCUCGGACCCGCAGGACUAUGUCUGCGUGCUGCGGUCGUUUUGCCCGAUUUCGGUGCCGCUUACGUGGCAGCGCCACCGCAUCGCCCGCGACGAGAAGCAGUCGGGCCUCACGCGCCGCGACAGCAAAAACAUGCCAAUGCUCCAAGUGCUCAAAGACAUUGAGCGUGACACGUACGUCGUCGACGGCAUGCGCCUCUCGACCGCCGACGGCAUCCAUCACGUCAUCACGCACCUCUUGACGCGCGUCAUGGCCUAUCUCCACGAGCACGACGACACGAUGCCGAGCGUGGCGUCGCCGGCUGCGCGCAUGGCGAAGUCGACCGAGGCCAAGGCGCUCUCGUUUGUGGAGCGCGUCCUCCGUGGCAGCACGCGCACGCAGAGCGGCGGGGACAUUUACGACGCCAUCUCGAUUCUCUGCGCCAAUACGCACGUGGUCGUGUGCCCCGUCUCAGCCGACGCGUCGCCCGUGACGCUCACCGUCGACGGGACGGACGACAGCGUCUUGACCAUCCAUGCGUCGGUGCAAAUGGCUUUUCGCAUCAUGGCGCCCGACGCCGCCGGGGACUGGGCGCGCCUCCACGGAGCGCUCACGCGGUCCUUUACCUACGGCGGGAUCGCCCAACCCGGCGUCGUCACGAUCGAGAUGCUAGACGAAUAAAGAGUCUACACCGUUGCGACUGGUUAUAAGAACUGCGGAAUCAACGGCGUGCCGCCAUCGAGGUACAACGGCUUGGUCUCGGACGACGACGACGACGACGCCGACGCCGAGGGGGCCGGCGAUGCGACAUCGGCACGACACAGCGGGCAGUUGCGCUCGCGGUCAAACCACUCGCAGACGCACUCUUCGCAAAACAUGUGCGAACAGCGGAGCUGGACCGGCGUGUGCAUGGCGUCGUAGCAGAUCGAACACUCGGGGUUGCCGGCCUCUGCGAGCGCUGCGGGCGUCACAUCUUUUGAGCUUGGCCGCCAAGCACAUACCCCUAACCACGGCAGUAUGGACGUUUGGACUGCGAUAUGGACGAACGCACC